UUCCUCCCUCUCGUAAACUUCUUCUUGAAAUCCGAGUCUCCAACAUCUGUCGUGUUCCAAUUCUAGAAAGACUGACUUAUUCAUAUAAACACUUUUCGCCAAAAAUGCCGAGGAAAUCAAUCAUGCUCACAGGAGCACCUUACCACAUCCUGGCGUAUGGAUCUCUGCUUGGAACAACCGUCUUCAAUACCUGCGUCGGAACCAUCAUCCAGUUCAAGACGCUUCCCAUACUUCAAUUUUCGGAUUUGCAGACCAAGACCUUUCCGUGGUACUUUGGACUGCAGACAACAUUGCCCGUCAUUCUUGCGGUGACCCUUCCCGGCAGAGGACCAUUCGGAGCCUCUGGCGGACUCCAGAGACUGUUUAAUGCCUCGAACCGCUGGAGCACUCUGGUCCCCCUAGCCACUGUCUUCGUCACCGGGCUUGCCAACUGGGUCGUCCUCCUGCCGGCCUCAAAGGCGUGCAUCGUCGAGAGGAGAAAGCAGGAGGAGAAGGACGGCAAGCGAAGCUGGGACCCGAAACCGCACAGCCAAGAGAUGACGGCCCUGAACAAGAAGUUUGGCAUGCUGCACGGCAUCUCUUCUUUGUUGAAUGUGGUCAACUUUGUGGCGACCGUCGUGUACGGCGUCACGCUGGCCAGGCGAAUCCGCUAAGGCCCUUUUGUUUUGGAGGGGAAGAGUAGGGGAAGUCUGAUGUGUGAAGAGACGCUGCGCUUGGAAGACGAACAGUCAUCUCCGCUCCCUUGUUCGAACGUCCUAGAGAUGGAGGACCCUGUCCCCUGUGGCUUGGUCACAUUUGCCGUCAUCACUCCUUGUAUGUAUAUUAGAAAUUGUUCAAUUCAACUUGACUUUGGAUAUC
This is a messenger RNA of Cryphonectria parasitica EP155, 858 nucleotides long. RefSeq lists its product as uncharacterized. The transcript has 4 exons. The record is from RefSeq and is a predicted model, not a curated record. NCBI's taxonomy places the organism in Eukaryota, Fungi, Ascomycota, Sordariomycetes, Diaporthales, Cryphonectriaceae. Bases 105 to 653 code for a protein of 182 amino acids.